Molecule: messenger RNA, 2693 nt
Organism: Mytilus trossulus (common blue mussel)
Lineage: Eukaryota; Metazoa; Mollusca; Bivalvia; Mytilida; Mytilidae
Product: rhotekin-like
Exons: 13
Coding region: 480-1979 (499 amino acids)
Biological process (GO): signal transduction; actomyosin contractile ring assembly; septin ring organization
Cellular component (GO): actomyosin contractile ring
Source: RefSeq, a predicted model, not a curated record
ACAAAUUUAUGAUUUAGGUGAACAUUGUUUUUGUUAAAUAUUUAAUUAACUUAUUGAUAAAAAGUUUACCAGGUGUUUGUGACCAAAGACCUAAGUACAAGAUUAAAAACUGACGAUUUUGAAUAUUGAUAUUUGUAAAAGGUAAAAAGUCAUUACAUAUUCAUAGUUUUAUGACAAACCGACUGUUAACUCAUUCACUUUGGAUUUAAAUGGCUUUAUCAAUGGGAAGUUUUACUGUUGACCUGUCAUUCAUGUAAAGGAUACAAACAGAUUGAACAACGAUUUCACUUUCUACAGUUGGUAAAAGUUUGGCUACUAUUGCCGAUACAUAUGUGGGAAACAUAUAAUACAAUGUGUUAUAAGUGUGCUAUGAAUGAGAAUUUAAAGUAUUAGUGGUUAAUUGAAGGAAAAAUUGGAUUUUUAUUGAAUUUUAAAAAACCUUGGUACACUAUGGGGUAAGAUAAUUGCGAUUCCUCAGAAUGGAUAAGUGUUUACCGUUAUUAGAGUUGAGACGGAGUAAUAGUAAGAAUGGGGAGACAAAGCUUAGUGAGGACAUCACAUCUCCCCUUAUCUUGGAGGACAUGAGUCUGUUCUAUUUUAGACAACUAGCUGCUAGUCUACAGGACCAUGACUUACAGCAGAAAAUUGACCAUGAGAUUAAGAUGCGAGAAGGAACGACCAAACUACUGGCAGCUUCUAAACAUCCAGCACAACUACUGGAAGCUGCUCGUAACCUGCUUACCUCAAACCAUCGCAUUAUGGCGUUCAUGUCAGAACUACAGAAAAGGAAAACAGCUCAGGUUUUAGGUAGACAAACGUCAGUGGAGGGUAACCAAGUGCCAUGUACAGCCAGAGUGUGUGUUACAGAUUUACGAAUACCUUUGAUGUGGAAAGAUACAGAUCAUUUUAAAAACAAAGGAGACUACAGGAGAUAUGCUGUAUUUUGUCUGGUGAAGAUUGAUAGUGAUAUAUAUGAUACCUCCAUGAUAAACAAUGUAGAUAGGAGUAUGACAGACUUGACGUUUGACGAUACCCUUGUCUUUGAAAAUGUUCCUCAUGAUUUCGAAUGUAAAGUAGAAAUAUUUUGCCAUAAGCUGCAUGAAGAUUUAACAAUUGCCAGCACUCCAAAGAAACUGAAGAAAAAGAUAAAUGAUUUGUCUGGUUCUGUAGGGAGGAGUGUAGGGAAACGAUUGUCAGGAUUACAUGAUACAGACAUUAUAGGAAAUAUGGUUCUUGGACCACGAUUUGACAUGGUGGCCCAAGGGACUAUGACACUGCUAGGUGUGAAUGAUUCGGUUGGGACUUUUGAUUUAGUUGUGGAACCAGUUUCAGAUAGUAAUAGUAGCUGUGAGCUUCCAUUGUUUGGUCAUUACUGCUGUAGAAUUGUGGCUCAACCUCUGUCACUAAUCAAUCCAGUCCAUACAGGCUAUUUAAAUCUUCAGGAAGAUGAUGAUUUAGCCAAGUGGAGAAGAUAUUGGUGUGUUUUAAAGAAUCUAAAAUUAGAUUUUUGGUCAUCGUCAGAUGAUGUAGAAGUCACAGAACCUCUAGUCACAAUUCCAAUCACCAAAAAUACUCAGAUUAGUAGUGCGGAUCCCAGUAGAAUUAAAAGAUCUCAUAUGUUCCAUGUACGGACUUGUGAGAUGGAUUCUUUUGGGUUGUUUACAAUGGCCACUGAUAAUCAGGAAGAUCUUACUAAAUGGUGGGAUGCUCUACAACAACAUUUGUUAGAUCAAGUGUUGUGGAAACAAGCUUGUGAUCAUGUAAUGGAUAUACCAUCUCCAUCUCCAUCCAAACGUAAACCAUCUUUUCUCAGGAAGAGUUCUAUUUAUGAUGACACACCUAUAUCAGACUCUUCAUCAAGAAGCAGUAUUUCUAGUGACAUUAAAUUAGAAGAUGACCAAUUAAACGAGAUGCUAUCAACAUUGAUGGGUGAAGCCAAACAGAUCAGGGGAGACAAUCCAUCAACCAGUACCAGCUAGUAUUUAAUCAUUAUUACAACCAAUGUGUUCAUUUUCAUCUUUAGUUUAUUAUGCAUUUUACUAUUUAUUUGGUCAAAAAAGUCAUUUUGUGUAACUUCUGUUUACAUUUAUGUAAAAAUACACAGUUUUAUUUAUUGAAGUAAUUUUUAUAUAUGUUUAAGAUUAUUGUUUGAAUAUUUCUAGAUUUUCAUCCUUAAAACUAUUUUUUUUAAUUUUUGUUCAGUUGCAUUUACCUACAGAAGUUUUACAAGGAAAACAAACAUGAUUCUGAGUUUGAGGAAUUAAUAUUUCUUACGAUAUUUCAAUACUGGAACUGUUGUUAGCAAAUUGACUUUGUCAUUGCCAUUUGCAAGAAAAAGUGUAAAUGAUUAUAAAUAGUAUACACAGAUGACAAAAUAUUUUAAUAAUAAAAUCUUCUGACAGGCAUUGUUUGUUUAUCAUUUAUAGUCUUAUAAUUUUUAUACUCAUUUACACCAUUGUUUUAUGAGAAUUUUAUUUACAUUGUAAAUAUUCUAUUCUAUAGUGCUACAUGUAAACUAUUCCAUGUAAAUAACACUCUCUAGUCUUUGUAAAAAAAUCUCUUUGCAUUGUCUUUGUGCAAUAACAGAUCAUGUCAUUAAUAUAUAAGUUUUGAUUUUCUAAAAAGGUAAUUUCACAGAUAAGUGAAAUGACAUUCAGACCUUUUUUGUUUCUCAAUGUAUAUAGAUUUUUUUU